Messenger RNA from Medicago truncatula (barrel medic), 1213 nucleotides. RefSeq lists its product as uncharacterized. Lineage: Eukaryota; Viridiplantae; Streptophyta; Magnoliopsida; Fabales; Fabaceae. The record is from RefSeq and is a predicted model, not a curated record. The transcript is spliced from 2 exons. The coding region runs from base 1 to 1083 and encodes 360 amino acids. Gene Ontology annotation, molecular function: nucleotide binding.
AUGUCAGAAGCACUGAUCCAAAUCGGAGUAGUAGGCUGUGCCGACAUAGCUCGUAAAGUUUCUCGCGCCAUCAACUUAUCCCCAAACGCCACCAUCUGCGCCGUCGCUAGCCGCAACUACGACAAAGCCGCCGCUUUCGCCGCCGCCAAUGGCUACCCACUAACAGCGAAGGUGUACGGGAACUACGAAGCUCUGCUGGAAGACCCUGAUGUGGACGCUGUGUAUAUGCCACUUCCUACAAGCUUGCACCUUAAGUGGGCCGUUCUUGCGGCCCAGAAUAAGAAGCAUUUGCUUCUUGAGAAGCCUGUUGCGCUGGAUAUUGCUGAGUUUGAUGAAAUUGUGGGAGCUUGCGAGGAGAAUGGUGUGCAGUUUAUGGAUAAUACUAUGUGGGUUCAUAAUCCUAGGACUGCUAAAAUGGCACAGUUUUUCAAUGAUCCGCACCGUUUUGGUCAACUCAAAUCGGUUCGCACCUGCUUUACAUUUGCUGCAGAUUCUGAAUAUCUAAAGAAAGACAUUCGUGUGAAGCCAGAUCUUGACGCACAUGGUUCUCUGGGUGAUGCAGGCUGGUAUUGCAUUCGUGCAAUCCUCUUAGCUGCCAACUACGAACUCCCUAAAACAGUGAUAGCCUCACGUGAACCAGUGCUUAACAAAGAUGGAGUUAUAUUGGAUUGUGGUGCAUCACUAUAUUGGGAGGAUGGUAAAGUAGCUACAUUUCAUUGUUCUUUCUUGGCAAACUUGACAAUGGAUAUAACAGCUAUUGGAACAAAAGGAACUCUUCAUGUUCAUGAUUUUAUUAUUCCUUAUGAAGAGAAUGAAGCAUCUUUUCAUUUUGGUACUGAAACUAGCUUUGAUGAUCUUGUUACUUGUUGGUCUAAACAGCCAGUGAAGUGUACUGUUAAAACUAAUCUUCCUCAGGAGGCUCUUUUGGUUACAGAAUUUGCUCGUUUGGUGGGCGAAAUUAAAUUUAGAAACUCCAAACCUGAGAAGAAGUGGCCAAUUGUUAGUAGGAAAACACAACUUGUGUUGAAUGCUGUUAAGUCUUCAAUUCAUAGGGGUUUUGAGCCUGUUCAGAUUGAGGAGUGAAGCAAGGAGUAUGUUGUGUACUUCUCAAUAUGUACUCUGCUCAAUUGAUAUCUUUGGUUUUAUCUGUUAAAAUGUUAAUGCAUUUCAAAUAAAUAUUACUCAUGGCUAGAUGCUUGUUAAAGAGUCUAAA